This is a messenger RNA of Psilocybe cubensis, 1788 nucleotides long. RefSeq lists its product as uncharacterized. NCBI's taxonomy places the organism in Eukaryota, Fungi, Basidiomycota, Agaricomycetes, Agaricales, Agrocybaceae. The coding region runs from base 1 to 1788 and encodes 595 amino acids. The record is from RefSeq and is a predicted model, not a curated record. The transcript has 21 exons. Gene Ontology annotation, molecular function: oxidoreductase activity, acting on CH-OH group of donors; flavin adenine dinucleotide binding.
AUGACUGCAACUAUCGACCAAGUCUCCGAAAAGACCUUUGAUUAUAUCAUAAUUGGAGGAGGAACGUCUGGGCUUACAUUGGCGACACGUUUGUCCGAAGACCCCGCAUUAUCUAUCCUCAUUCUUGAAGCCGGUGCUGAUAACUUGAACGAUCCCGCCAUAUUAACACCUGCGGCCUACGGUAGCCACUUCGGGAACCCGUCUUACGACUGGGCUUUCAAAACUGAACCUCAAGCAAACGUCAAUGGACGCUCUGUUCCUUGGCCUCGCGGCAAAGGCCUUGGUGGAAGUUCUGCUAUCAACUUUUUCCAAUAUCAUCUGGCUAACAAAGGAGAUUAUGACGCUAUCGAGAAAUUGGGAAACCCUGGAUGGAACUGGGAAUUGUUCAAAAAAUAUCAACUCAAAACCGAAACCUUCAUUGAGCCUGAAGUCAAGGACCAGUCCAUAAACUAUGACCUCGCUCAUCAUGGAAAUGAAGGUCCAUUGACUGUCAGUCAUGCCUUAACUCUCUCAGGUCUCGAGAAGCCGUUCAACGAUAGCUUGGUUAAGUUCGGCAUUCUACCUGCGCCAGAACCAAAUACGGGAACUUGGCUAUCACCGCUCACAAUCCAUCCCAAAAAUCGAAUUCGCUCAUACGCUGCCAAUUCCUAUUACACACUCGCAUCAUCACGGCAAAAUCUCACCGUCCUUACAGGGGCUCACGUCGUGAGACUGGAGUCAAGAAAGGACGGCAACCUCUUAACAGCUACGGGCGUCACCUUUAUUUACGAUAAACAGACGCAUCUAGUCAAAGUUGGGAGGGAGGUGGUUCUAUCUUCAGGUGCUAUCCUCGAUCCGCAAAUACUUGAGUUGUCCGGCAUAGGCGACAAGAAGCUGCUUGAGAAACAUAACAUUGAAGUCAAGCUUGACCUCCCUGGAGUUGGCAGUAACAUUCAAGAGCAUGUGUUUUUUACAGCUACUCAUGAAAUCCGCGAAGAUAAGAAAGAAGAGGUCCAAACUUUUGACAACCUGCAUGAUCCGGUUGAAAGAGAAAAACAAAUUGCACUUUUCCAAAAAGAAGGGAAGGGCCUUCUCGGCUUAGCCAUCAACAUCAUGGCAUUUGUCCCUCUGUCACAGCUAAGCCCCGACUCAGACACUAUCUAUACCCAGCUCAAGAAAACAGUCGAUGAGGGUAUCGCCUCUGGAAAAUACUCUUCUUUGCAAAGGAAACAAUACAGGCUACAGCUCGAAGCCCUGAAGAGAGGAUCACCGAAUUGUGAAAUUAUCCUUGUGCAAGGCGCACCGGCCAUUCCGGGCCUAGCCAAACCUGGAAAGAAAUACGGUGCCUUUUACCUUUUACUGAACCACCCAUUCUCUCGCGGGAGUAUUCACAUCAAGUCCGCCGAUCCUAUUGAUUAUCCUGCUAUCGACCCUCACUACUUCGAGGAAGAAUACGACAUCCACUUACUUAUUGAGCUUUUCAAGUUCAGUCGUCGUCUCGCCAAAACCGAGCCUUUACAGAGUUAUCUUCUAGAUGAGGUGCAUCCUGGGCCCGAGUGUCAAACUGACGAGCAAAUCGCCGAUUUUAUCAAGACCUAUUUGGUCACUACAUAUCACACCAUUGGCUCCUGUUCCUUGCUUCCUCUGGAAGAUGGCGGAGUUGUCGACACGAAACUCAAAGUGUAUAACACCACCAACAUCCGCGUUGUCGAUGUUUCGAUUCUUCCGCUGCAUAUAGGCGCACACCUCCAAGCUACGGCAUUCACUAUCGGUGAAAUUGCGGCCGACAUUAUCAAAGGAAAUGUUUAA